ACUGCGGGGCAGUCUGUGUUUCGGCGUCAAGCCGUCUACUUGUUACUUUCCCCUCUCUCUCUCUGCCUCGUGAAACCUCCACCUCUCAUCCUGUCUCACUUUCUCCCCUUCAGAAAAACAGCCAAGAAAACAACUAACCUCUGCUGACUAAUUCCCAAUUAUUUCAUACUUGACUUCGCCUCCUACCCGCCCGGCUUCAUGUCAUCACAGUCGAAAUAAUCAAGUGAAUCAAAACAAAACAAGGAGAGAAUUGUGUGCCCUAAUAAUUUCCUGACGGAGACACAUCUCCACCAUUGUUCUCACUUCCUCCUCUUCCUCCAGCAGUGUGUGGGGGAUGUAACAAUAAUAAGCAACUCAACCAUGGCAAAAUAGCGAAACAAUAAAACGGGACGAUAUUUGCACACAAUUGCGAGCAAACGGACUUUGGCAGAGUUGAGUGAGUAGUGAGUUUAAUAACGGAGACGACGACCAAGAAGAACGAACGGUUUACUGUUUAUAAUACUAAGUUGAGCUGCUCCUUUCCUGUAUUGUUUCCUUGUGUCCUGGCCAAACCGACCAGAAGAAGAAGAAGAAGAAGAAUACGGCGACGAAGACGACUAGCCAUUCCACGACUGAGGCGGAGAAGCGGCGGAUGGACGGAUACCCACUCGCAUUGCAAAUUGGAAAAGUUAUACGACAACAUGUCAACCACAGCACGGAGAAAGGGAACAACAAAAGGCGCUCAAGAUUGAGUGAAAACGAGAAGGAAGUGACUUUCCCUCAAGACCACGAGACCACACGUCUCAGCAGCUCGAGAAGAAGAAUCAAGGAGUCAACUAUGGAGGAAACAGGCUAAAAACCAUAGUCACGGGGAUUCUUCUCUCUUCAUCCACCAGGUCCAAUCUACUCAGGCCUCUGCAGGCUGAAAACUGAGGCAGCAGUGGACACAAUCUCUUGUGGAUGAAGGAUAAUAACACUACCAUUUUGUCGUGGGACGAGAGUGAAAUGUGAAGUGAAACGAGAUAUGACAUGGUGUUUGUGGUGGUGUGGUGAACAUUUAUACAUUGCAGCGUCAUGUUCUCAUCCUAGGCGAAAACUGCUCCUUCGGCCUACAAUAAAUCUCCUUCUUCAUAUUCCACCCAAUGAGGAGGAGCACUCAGCAGAGUAGGACGGCUACACGACUUGCAUGGAGACGAAUACGGAUAUUGAAUUGAAAUUUUAAAACUGAAUUUCCAUCCGAAGAGCUCACCACCACCAUCGUCGUUAUUUAUUACGUUGGAAGAAGUGGAUGGACUCUGCCGCUUUGGGUGCUGGAGGUAAUGGACUCCCAAUUCCAAUCUGGGUCGAAGAAGACAACCCACUUCACUAACAUGCUUCGAUACUUUCUCCUGAUGCUAUCAAUCGCCCCGAGUUGUUUUAUGGAGAGGGAUUUUGGCGAGUCGAGGAAGAACAUAUCGUCGGCGGAGUCGUCCUCUACAUCACUACAAUCUCGACCACCAGGCUCAUCAUUGCCGUGGCUGCUCUUGGCUCUUGGCGGAACGCAGGGAGCAAUUGAGAUGGUGGGGCCCAGAGAUUUCAAAGCUCUUAGUGGCGAUCUAGUGGUUUGGACUCGUCUAUCUCCAUUAGUCUUUAAUCUCACGGGCACUCUGGAUCCCAACCAAAGUUUCAACCUCCCCUCCGUCGCCAUCCAGUUGUUCUUCUGCGCCCAAGGAGGACGAAAUAUACUCUUGACCACACAACCCGUUCCCAGUCCCCUCACCACUUCCUGGGAAAAGGUUGCUUUCCCCUGCAAUGUGAUUGUCCAAGGCGGACUCUACCUCGUCCGCCUGGUCCACAGCUAUUCUGUCGCGAGUGGUGAGAGCGACUCCAAUAGCGAAGAGGAGGACGAAAGUAGCAGGAACUUUCUCAACAAUAAUGACAACAAUGUGCAAAUUAUGUCCAACAUCACGAUACAAAUUCGCUAUCCUACCAUUGUGUUUGAAGUCCCGCAUCGGAUCCAGGCUUACACCACCUCCACGCCGAUAUCCUUUGGUUUCACUCGCAGCAUAAGUUGUGUUCCCAAACUUCCACUGCCCUCCACCCUUCUCGUGCUAUCAAUCUGCUCCCCGGAGGAAGUAAAGACUGAGGAUUCGGCAGAUAGCGAGAUAAAGAGUGAUGAUUACAGCGAUGACGUCGCGGCUGCUAUUUCAACUACCUCUUCAACAAAUCUUGGUGGUAAAGACUGCCACAGGGAUUUUGCUCCAGUAUUUCAAGAUCCGCUUCAUUCCCUUCAGAGAGAGGGCCAUGUUACCAUGAGUGUGGAAUGCCAUUUGUGGGCCCGCAACGCCACAUACCGAGUCCAAAUGAGGGAAAAGUCAACGAGAACUGUUAUCGCAAAAAGUCGACCUAUCCGGGUGGAGUGGGGCUCUCAGUUCUCCAUCAACGUGAGCAAGCCGACUGUGAUGCCUUGUCGAGGUUCCAUCCGGGCCAUUGUGUCCCAUCCCAGCAGUUGCAUUCUACCUGGAAAAGACAAGAUUCGCGUGUACGGUCAUGAAACCCUCUCCGUGCCCAGUGCCCUCGUCCCCAGCCGAUUGAGCUAUAUUGCGGAACAUAAAAUUCAACCCAACUCCAGAGUUGUCACGUUCAGAUGCAAUCUCUUCCCACAACGGUUUCUCCGCUUUUGCUUCCAAUACAUCAACACGGCUGUGGAUGACAGUGUGGCCAUUGUGGUGGAGAAGUGCAUUCCCACCAACCCUCCCCUACAACUUGCAGAUGGCGGGUGGGGGGCUUGGAGCGUGUGGACACCAUGCACGGUCAGCUGCGGUCCCGACGGGCGGCAGUAUCGCUAUCGCUUCUGUGACAAUCCGCCUCCAUCUGCUGGUGCUAACUUUUGUCACGGCGAGUCAAUCGAAGAACGAGGCUGUGAUAGCGCAAUUCCCACCUGCCCCACUCCCAUCCUGUAUGUGGAUACGGAGAGUGAAGGUGGGGUCGGCCUGGUCUCCAGGGAAGACAAUGCCGAUGGAGGUGGUUCCAUGUCGGGGGAAAAUAACCACCACUAUCACCACCACUCCCACUCCCAACAUCGCCACAGCCUACACCAACUCCAGCUGGAGAACGUGACCCUGACGCCUGGGUGCGAGUGUGGCUGUAUUUUGUAUGACCUCGUGCCGGAGAGGAAUGACACGUUGGUCAUCUUCAUUUCGUCCAAUUACUCCUCCCCAUGUGCGGACGAGGACGAAGUGGACCAUCAUAAAUUCAAAUGGAUUUUCCACGCGAAGGAUGAACGUGACCGAGUGCGACUGGAAGUGGUGGAAAUGGAGGUUCAAUGCGUUACAAUCACUUUCCGUGAUGGGAACACGACGGACUCGAAUUUGCUCCAAGUGAUCACAUCCGAAGAACAACAUGCCCAUUACGAAGAGUCCUCGCGGAGUGGUCAACCAUCAGGCCAACUUUGGGACAAUAAGGGUGGUGGGAAUAGUGAUGAGAUGGAGGAAGACGUCUUUGAACCCCUGACCCUCGAGUCCACCGGGUCCUCUCUGUCCAUCUCGGCCUUCGACACUAACAAAAACUGCAGUGGACAAUUCAUCUAUUUUAUUGCUUAUUACUCUACCCUCACGUCCGCCAACGUGUCCCUCGCCCUCACCGAUAUGAACGGCGGUGAUCCUUCGAGAAUCUCCUACGAUUUCUGGACCUUCCUGGUGCUAAAGUUGAUCCUCCUGUUUUUCGUGCUAGUCAUAAUUCUGUCGGGAUUCGGGGGUUGCGUGACGAAAGCAUAUCGUAAAGAAAAGUACAAGGAACUCAAGUGUUUUGAUAAUGAAGAUGAAGCAGGAACCUUUUCCGACGGGACAAGUAAUCCCGAAGGACGACGCGGUGGAGGGGAUGACGAUUCGUCGAGAUGCACUUCCGUCACCCUCAUGUCCUUCGACUAUUCAUACUGGCGUCGAAUACGUCUUCUUCGACUAAAGUAUUUCCUCCUUCGCCCUCGACCUCUCAACUACGUCUCCUCCAAAGUCAAGUCCUUCCCAUCAACUCCGACCCAUUCAAGGAGAAGUCGGCUGCUUACGAAAGCACGAGCUGAAAAUAAACAGGACGGCCCUGGUGGAACUGGGUCAGGCGGACAACAAGAGUCAUCCAACGCCACCAACACGGCUGCUACGAGUGGUGUUACCACCGGGGAGGAUAAAUCUAAAUACAGACUGAGCAAAUCCAUCAGUUUGUCAGAGACAAAUUUACGCGUGGAGAAAGUGGAAGAGCAGCAGAGAAGUGCCGAAGGGAGACCACUGCUCGAAUCCCGGAAGAAGAACAAGGGCAAGAUGUGGACGAAGGAGUUGGAGGGCAAGGAAUGUGCGAAGGAAGAUGGAAGAGGUGCUGAUGGUGCAAAAUCCCGGCGGAUGACCAGACCCAUUUAUUCCAAGGAUCCCUUGAGUAUUGCCACGACCACCUCAGUGUCAAAUUCGUUAAAUUCCUCCUCUGAACUAACAAUGUCAACCCCUACACCUACGCCAAUCCCCUCUUCCAAGAAGCGCUGGUCGGUGUCGGUGAGAAAAGGAGGAAAUGAGGAAAAGCUGCUCAAGGAGGAAGAGAAUUUGAAAAGGAGGGCUAAGGAAAAGGACAAUGGGAUAGAACUUGAAGAGCAGCAACAUCAAUCCAGGCGAAAAAUUCACAGUAAUUUUGCCAAUAAAAAUGAGUUGGACAAAGUACGGCGUAUAGUUGGAGGUGGUGUGGAACGAGUGGUCUUGGAUUUGACAGGUUUACACAGAAAACGGGACAUUGGCAAGUCUCAACUUUCACUCGCAACCACGACGGGCAGUCUGCGUCGUUGCGGUGGGUCUAGUUGCGGUGAGGAAGACUCUUCCAGGACCGAGUUGGAUGAUGCAGAUCAAGAUUUCGAAAUGGAUUACUACGAUUAUGACGUGAUGAACGCUGGGAAUAUUCCAGGGUCCUAUUUAGGUUUGGAGCCUGCUUUUGUCCUCUGGAACUCUGAAGUGUAUCAUGACGAUGAGCAGGAGGACCAAGUAGGAGGAGGAGAAGAAGAAGGAAUUGCCAACCAAGAUGAGGAUGAGGACGAUCCACUGCAGGAACAUCAUCAUCUUAUCAUUCCCAUGAGCAGCAGUAACGCUUCCUCAUCCCAUGAAGAGUGUGAUAUCGAAAUGACAGCGACGGCCAGCAGCAGUAACUCGACGAGCGUGGGCAUUUUCUCAGACCCAUUUUACACCAGCACCACCACACUGAAUAAAGGGAGUAGGAGGCAAAUCACUGUGAAAGAAACUUCUCUAGACACGCUGAAAUUCGCUGAUGAAGAUGAUGAUAGUGACAUUGAGGAGGACGAUAAUGCCACACAGGGAUCCGACUCCAUAUUCAAUACUGAGCAAGAUUUAAUCAACGAUGAUGACGAUCACCAUCAACACAACCAACCCUACAACCUCGCCUCCUGCAGAUGAACGUUGUCAAUGCAAACGGCUUCCUCCUUAUUCAAAAGUUAAAACCAACCUGUCUCUCCUCUCAACUUUCUCUUCAGGGACGAGAGCAUUAUCGUUUCUACAGACCCAUCAUCUUCUGCGUUGUUGGUGGUUUUGCUAGUUGUGGGUGGUCUCCUCCAGAUUCAGAUCUCUUCUCUUGCGGUUAUUUUUACUGAGUAGUCUGGGCAAGUAUUUACACUUUUCAUAAGAGUGCAAACAAGGCUAGAAGAGAUGGUAAAGAAUAAGAAACUCUCAUUUUCUGUACCUUAUUAUUAUCGUUGGUAUACUUGUCAUCGUCUCAACUAAUAAUCAAAUGACUAUCAUCAUCGGUACUGCGGUACUGCUACUACCACUAUUGCUACUACUCACUCGUAGGCUAAAUCUUUUGUGGGGAGCAUUUUUCUCACGAAGAUCGGUGCUUGAAAACAAACCCUUUCGCUACAAUUUCUUCCUCUUAUGUAAACUAAACAAACACACUUUCGGAAAUAUAUAUGUAUGUACAUCCAUCCGACGUCCCCUUCCUCCAUUUUCCUGACACCAACAUCAACUACUAUUACUACAAACUCUGGUAAAUACUUGGUCUGAAUGUCGACUUAUCACAUGUAAUCUUAAAACUUACCUUAUUCUAAUUAUCAUCUUUCUAGUGAAUAAUGUGUAGAACCAAAUAAAAUUUCUUUCUAUUCUUGAAUGAGGACUUUCGCCAUCAAUCAUAAUAUGUACUUGGCAUGCUACUAAAUAAUUAUAAACAUACCAACCCUUUCUCUAGAUCUGCAUAACCUUUAAAUUUACUGAGAGAUAAAUAAUAUGUACUUAUGAAUAUAUAACUUAUUUAAAACCUCGUGUAUGAUUUAUCAAUAUCAAAAUGAUGGUUAAAUACAUAAAUUAAAACUCACUUUGAUUAAUAAAAACUAAUGUGAAAUAAGGA
Messenger RNA from Folsomia candida, 6342 nucleotides. RefSeq lists its product as uncharacterized. The transcript is spliced from 16 exons. Lineage: Eukaryota; Metazoa; Arthropoda; Collembola; Entomobryomorpha; Isotomidae. The coding region runs from base 1299 to 5399 and encodes 1366 amino acids. Gene Ontology annotation, cellular component: cell periphery. The record is from RefSeq and is a predicted model, not a curated record.